GGAAUAUAAUAUUUUAUUGAAAAACAACAGCUUUCACCGCAGCGUGUUCGCGGCAAUUCACCAUUUAACUGCGUACGUACUGCUACUGCUAGAAAAAUAUAGGAAAAUUCGUCUCCGAUACACUAAGAAAAAUCAGUGUAAAGCCAAGAAACAACAUUAUUUGCGCGACUAGCGACUAAAAGGCAGCAAAAUGUUCCUUGAUAUUGAAAUAAAUAUUUUUUUGUGAAUAUGAAUUAAUGGAAAUAAAUUCAUUACAUACGUAAUCGAGGACUGGUGUUCGUUUUCAUAGAAACGCAGAUUAAUUCAAUUCUGACUUUUAAAUGAAUUAGUUUAGUUGAGAAAAAAAUUUAAAAAAUAACAGUGUAGCAGUAUCGUUUCUCUGGUUGUUAAAAAUCAUCAAUAAUGAGUGAUACUAAUAACUGUUGGUUGUAAUAAGUAUAAAAAGGUGUUUCGUUACUUUUUAAGACCGCUGACGAAGAAGAAAAUUAAUAAACAGGAGCGAAAAGGUACGUGUGAAGUUUGGCGUUCAAUUGAAGCAUCUAGACAUAAAGUCUGUAUAUCAGCAGACAAUAAAUUAUAACCUUAAUCAAUUGAACAAUUGUAUCACGUGAACAUAGAUGUUAACUGCCUCUCUCAUUUUCACUAAUUUAAGUAGCACGUUUAGAUUUAAAUUUUAAAAGGAAACGUUGUUUUAUUUCUAUUUUACAUACACUCCUUUGAGAAAGAGACACCAGGGUUAUUAAAUUUAAAGAAUUCCAUUUACAAUUUGAGUUUUAUGCCCAUUUCGUAAUUGCAUUUUUUUUAGUUAAUUACGAUUUUAAUGCUAUUUAAAUAUCGAUAUAUUGCUUCAUGCAGACUGACUUGCUGGAAUUCAGUCAAAUCACUCUCCGGCGAAACGCCUGGUGGAUAAAAUGUGAACCUCAAAGAUAGAGAAAUUUAUUAAUAAUUAUUUCAACUGACAUGCUAUCUGGUCGCUUGCAAACAGACUCGCAUGUGAUUUUAACAUUGAAAGAUUCAACAUUAAACAUUCAAUGUUUAGCUGUGUUCGACACAUUGUUACGUAAUUACUGAAAUUCAUUUAUUUGUUCACAAUAUUUGUGAAAUAUCUUUUAUAACUAAAAUGGAAGCAAUAGUUGAGCAAAACCUGAAUGACAGUGACAUUAUUCCGGACCCGUGCGCGAUCACAUAUUCCAUUGUGAAUAUUUUCUGGAUGGUGCUGUAUACACUGCUGUUUCUUGUAGCUGUCGGCGGCAACUUAUUAGUAUGUUGUGUUGUGUUGGGACAGGAACGAAUGAGAACUGUAACAAAUUUCUUUCUUCUCAACCUAGCAAUUGGUGACAUGGCAAAGGGCCUCAUAUGUAUUCCGUUUACAUAUGUAGUGAAUAUUUUAGUGCCAUAUUGGCCAUUUGCGGACUUUAUGUGUCCCUUUCUGCUGUACACGCAAGCUGUGUUUGUGUUUUUGAGUGCCUUUACUCUAGUCGCCAUGAGCAUUGACCGUUAUGUUGCCAUUAUCUAUCCUCUUCGGCCAAAGCUUACGUCGAAAAAGGUUUUCUUCACAAUAUUUGUGGUCUGGAUUUUAGCGCUUCUUGUUCCUCUACCAACUGUUGUGAAAUCACGCGUACAUAAUCCUUACCAUGUGAAUGAUACAGAUGAAUGCCACAAAGGGAUGUGCAGCGAAGUGUUUGACAAUAUAAAUUUACAGUACAUUUAUUCAAUGGCGAUUAUGUGUAUCCAGUAUUUUGUACCUUUGGCUGUCAUUAUGUUUACGUAUUCGAGGAUCGGUUACAUCAUCUGGAUCAAACGAACCCCGGGGGAGGCUGAAAGGCGCAGAGAUGAACGGAUAGCUUCAUCUAAAAGAAAGAUGGUUAAAAUGAUGAUAGUGAUGGUGAUUACUUACGCCGUUUGCUGGCUGCCCCUCCACGCCAUGCAGCUGAUUCAAGAAGCACACGAGUCUGUCUUCGAUUAUGAACAUUAUCAGUAUAUUUGGACAAGCGCCCAUUGGCUUGCCAUGUCUUACGCUUGCUACAAUCCUAUCGUUUACUUUUGGAUGAACAAAAGAUUCCGCUCUGGAUUCAAAAGUUUAUUUUUCUGCUGCAGCCGUUGUAAAAAGCGUUGCGGCAAUGGGGUAAUUAACGGGAGGCGGCUACGAUUGCCCCAGCGUAAUAACAGCGGGUCAAGCAGUAGGUUUAGUCCAAGGGACAGCAUCGACGAGACAAGAAUUGUGAAAAUGUCAUUUCUUAACAAAGACGACGGUGACUAUAAUGAUUUAUAGUUUACUGUGUUAGAGCAAUAAUACAAGUACAAACAAGAUGUAUCAUACAUAGUGGAGAUAAUAGAUUAUUAUGAGAUAUUCUGGUUUAUAAGAGCUUCGGUCAUAAAACUGACAUGCAAGAAAUGAAGGAAUUUAUGACCCUUAGUUAUGACAUGAUCCAAUUUUUGGAAAACAACAAAGAUAUUAUAUAACUUGAUAGACAAGUUAAGAAUGAUGUUACACAUUUAUCGACAUAUGACGAGCAGAUAAUGAUGUGCUUCCAAGUAAUGAAAUGCUCUUGCAGCACUGGAAAUGAUGCAGUUUCCGAAUCCAAAAUUAGAAUUCGGGCAGAUGCUUUUCCAGUCGAUGGCAAUGCUUCUAUAUUUCAGUUUUAUAUUUCCUGUCCCAAAAGGUCAGUUGUGAUCAUCCAUAAAACACACAUCGUUUUAGCACAAGAACCAAUAGUAUACCUGCAAUGCAUUUUAGGUGGUAAAAAAUGACUUCUUUUGAAAUGUUUAUUCCGUAUUUUUACAUAUAUACAUGUAUAUAGGCCCCUGACAGCAUUGAUUUAGAUGGUAUCAUCUUUUUCGUUCAUUUUCCUGUUGUUCUUGUCAUAAAACAAUAAAAGACAAACGACCGAACGAUUGUAAUACAUUUCGAUACUACUAAAGCGUUUACAUGAAGGUUAAAAGUCUAAAGCCGUUGUAAAUGAAAAAGAAAUCUCUACGCAUAAAAUGCGCUGAAAUUAUUAAUUUGUAGCUAGAAGCUCCGUUCUACUUCAGGGUUCUUUCUGUACUUUCUAAUCAUGCUCUAAAACCUGUGACCUCCACUACAAAUACAAAAUCAAUCUAAGGAAAUGUGUCAUUUUUCUCGUUAGAACCAGUUUGUAAACACACAAUACUCAACAAUGUCCUGUAGACAUAGUGUGAUUAAUUCAGUCAUUCAGUAUUGCAAAAAUGUCCAUACAAAUUGUGCGAGAGAACACGUGGUGCUAUUUGCGUGCAAGUAUAUUGAUUUCAUUUUAUGAAAGUGUGACAGCACUUUAGUUUUGUCCAGCUAAAAAUUAACCAGAAUGUAUAUGUUCUGUGCUUUCACAAAUUAAAUACAAAAAAAAAUGUUAUUAAAGAAGUAUUACAUCAGUGGCUUCUUUACGUUAGCUAAUAUUGUAGCUGUUUUGUUGCUGAAAAAUUCUAUAAGCUUCUUUUUACUCUGAAAAUAUCAGAAAAUACCUACUGUAUUCUGAAUGAGCUGCAAAUUAUUAAAUUAUAUGAAACAACAGUUUUUUAUUUACCUUUUAACCGACUCAGUCUAUAUUAUAUUUUCUAAAUAUCCAGUAAACUAAGGAAACCGGAAACUUAUAAAAUUAGUAAAAAAGUAACCAUUGAUACGACGGUUAUAUCGUCUAUUUAAAUGCAUCAAACUCUUGAAAUUUUACUUCAAACAAACAAAUAUCUAUCUCUUGAAAGUUACAAACCAGGCACCAACGUUCUAGUGUAAAGUAAGUUCGUAUAUACUGGGAAGACAUUCGUAUAUUUCCGUAUACUCAAAUGCCGAAGCAAAGAGGGCAGUCAGUCCUAAGGUAGUAAAGUUACAAGACAUGAUAUCAUAUUAAUGUUAAGCAGGUAAUCUAUAGCAAACCUAUGUUUUCCAAAACAAUCCAAAAAUUUAAAAGUUUUACUUUAUGUGUACCAUUCCAAAACUUGAAUCCAUUAGAAUGUAAAGAACGGUGUUUUACCGAUAAGAUCAAAUAUAGGAGACGCUAGUACACUUAAUACCAUUUGCUUAAGAUAUAUGACGCAUAUACUAGAUAUUGACAGUUUUUUUCUCUUUUCUUGUACACAAUGUUUUUGCAGUCGCCUUUGAAAGUGAUCAGUAGUCUAUGUUUUUGCACGUGUUGCCGCUAAUCUGUCCAUUUAACCGUUUGCAUCAAUUGACUGUGUAUUGUGUUGUUGAUUAUAUUUUGCUUAGAAAAAAAUGUUGAAGCUGUUCAGGUAUAUUUGCUACAUUCUGGAAGUGAACAAUGAUUGAAUGUAAAUAUCACGGAUUGUCAUUCUUAUUCCUUGUGUACGAGAAAUGUCUAAUAAAACAGUAGAUGUUCAAUUUGAUUAGAUAUAAAUGUAUAUGUAAAAUGGUUAAAAUGUUUUCAGAUGUGUUCAGCCUUGUAUUAUUAUGGUCCAGUAA
Messenger RNA from Mercenaria mercenaria, 4432 nucleotides. RefSeq names its product RYamide receptor-like. NCBI's taxonomy places the organism in Eukaryota, Metazoa, Mollusca, Bivalvia, Venerida, Veneridae. The transcript has 2 exons. Bases 1121 to 2272 code for a protein of 383 amino acids. Gene Ontology annotation, cellular component: membrane. Gene Ontology annotation, molecular function: neuropeptide receptor activity. The record is from RefSeq and is a predicted model, not a curated record. Gene Ontology annotation, biological process: neuropeptide signaling pathway.